Molecule: messenger RNA, 1869 nt
Organism: Thelazia callipaeda (thelaziosis nematode)
Lineage: Eukaryota; Metazoa; Nematoda; Chromadorea; Rhabditida; Thelaziidae
Source: the annotation of a GenBank genome assembly
AUGGAACCUGUAAAUUAUAAACCAGGCAAUGUACUAAUCACUGGUGGUUGCGGUUUUAUUGGUUCAAAUUUCAUCAAUUACAUUUUUGAUGUUUGGCCUGAAAGUUCCAUUAUUAAUGUCGACAAGCUGAUUUUGAAUUCAGAUAUUUCUAAUAUUGAUACUGUGAUACAUUUUGCUGCGGACUGCACUUCAACUCGAUGUUAUGAUGAUCCCGUUGAAUCUAUAGAAAAUAAUGUAAUAGCUCUUAUCCAAUUUCUAGGAACUGUUCGAUCGUACGGCAAAAUCCAUCGAUUCCUGCAUAUCAGCACAGAUGAAGUUGUAUAUGGUGAUUCAAAAUUGUCAGCAAAUGAAAAAGGUAAAAAAGAAGACGCAAUUUUUUUACCUGGAAAUCCCUAUGCAGCCACAAAGGCAGCGUGUGAAUCAUACAUUAGUAUGUGCUGUGAAAAGUUCGGUAUGCCAAUUAUCAUUUUGCGCAUCAAUAAUGUUUAUGGACCAAAUCAGUGGAAUGUCAAGGUAGUUCCUCGUUUCAUCGAAGUGGCGAAAAAUAAAGAAAAAUUCAUGGUUCAAGGUAGUGGAAAACAAUUACGUUCAUGGUUGUAUGUAGACGAUGUAGCAGAAGGCAUUCGUCAAGUUGUUGAACGUGGGCAAAUAUAUGAAGUUUACAAUAUUGGAUCAGAUUUCGAAAUGAAUAUAAUUGAUUUGGCAUACAUUAUACAAAAAGAAGUAGAUCGCCAGCUUGAGCGAGACCCAUCUCCCGUUGAAUUUGUUAGUAUUCCUGAUCGACCCUAUAAUGAUUUACGCUAUUUACUUGACUGCAGCAAAAUUAAAUCGGAAAUUCAGUGGUCACAAAAAGUUGAUAUUGAAGAAGGUAUCAGAGAAACUGUCAAAUCGGCAUUAAGUCUACGAAAAAAGAAUCAAAAAAUGGUUGUUGCUGUGUACGGUGGUAAAGGUUGGAUUGGGCAGAAUUUUUGUAAAGCUUUGUGUAAAAAAGAGAUUUCAUACACAUUGGCAGAAUCUAAAAUUGGAACUGAUUCCUAUGAGCAGGUGUUGAGCGAACUAUCAAAAAUGCAUUGCACACACGUACUUUGCUGUACCGGAAGAACACAUGGUGGUGAAUUGAAUACAAUCGAAUAUCUUGAGGGUGGACCUGAGCGAACUUUCGAAAAUAUUCGCGAUAAUUUAUUUUCAGUCAUAGCUCUAGCGGAAAUGUGUCAUAAAUUAGGUUUACAUUUCACAUAUGUUGGCACUGGCUACUUAUUUUCUUACGAUCAUGAACAUGCAGCUGGAGGAGAUGGUUUCUGUGAUGAUGAUUUGCCUACAUUCUUUGGAAAUUCCUAUUCCAUUGUAAAAGGAGUGACUGAUCGCAUGAUAAGACAAUUUCAAGGGGGCACAAAAGAAUGUCUAAAUGCUCGCAUUACUCUACCACUGAAUUUCAAUUUAGAUGAGGAGAGGAAUUUACUGGCAAAGAUUUUAAAAUACAGGCAAAUUUUGGAUGUUCCCGUCUCGAUAACAAUUCUGGAUGAUUGCAUUCCAUCAUUGAUUGACUUAAUGGAGAGGCGCGUCAGUGGCAACAUAAAUUUGGUGAAUCCAGAACCUAUAAGCGUGCUUCAAAUUCUGAAACUCUAUGAAGAAAUUAUUUCAUCGAAUUCGAAUCGUUCUUAUGAAGUAUUGGAUAUAAAAAGCGAAAAACAUCGUGAAUUGUGCGCAACGAAAGGUAAUUGCGCUCUGAGUACGUCUAAACUGGAGAAGUUGUGUCCAGAAAUCCCAAAGAGUUCUGAGAGUCUCUGGAAAGGUUUUACUAGAAUGGCAAUAAAUCUCACUGAAAAAUCGAACGAUCGCACUGAUCCCGUUGAAAUUAUGAGAACAUAA